This is a messenger RNA of Synchytrium microbalum, 744 nucleotides long. RefSeq lists its product as uncharacterized. Bases 1 to 744 code for a protein of 247 amino acids. The record is from RefSeq and is a predicted model, not a curated record. Gene Ontology annotation, cellular component: cytoplasm. Gene Ontology annotation, molecular function: gamma-glutamylcyclotransferase activity; glutathione specific gamma-glutamylcyclotransferase activity. Gene Ontology annotation, biological process: glutathione catabolic process. The transcript has 4 exons. Lineage: Eukaryota; Fungi; Chytridiomycota; Chytridiomycetes; Synchytriales; Synchytriaceae.
AUGCUCGUAUUUGGAUAUGGCUCCCUCAUAUGGAAGGCUGAUUUCAAGUAUGAAUUCAAAACCUCUGCAUUCAUACGAGGCUACAAAAGGAGAUUCUGGCAAGGCUCCAUUGACCAUCGCGGAACUCACGAAGCUCCAGGACGCGUCGUUACCCUGCUCCCAACCGAGGAAUGGAAGGAACGAUUCAGUCAUCUAGACGAAACCAUUGACGAUGAAGACGACCUAGUGUGGGGUGUCGUAUAUAAAAUAGCAGCAGAAGAUGUGGAAUCGGUCAGGUCGCAUUUGGACCAUCGGGAAAAGAACGGAUACUCAACAUAUAACGUCGACGUGUUUCAUCCAUCAGUCGGCAAUGCUACCAUACCAAUGUUCUCGGACGUCCUAGUAUAUGUAGCUGAUAGCAGUAACGAAUCAUUCCUUGGACCCGCUCCCAUAUCACAAAUCGCUAAAAUUAUAGCAGAUAGAAGUGGUCCCUCCGGACCAAAUGUGCACUACCUGUAUGGCUUGACACACUCUCUGAAGCUCGUGAAUGGUCUCGACAAACACUUGAUACAGCUAGAAGCAGCCGUUGAAAGCUAUCUCGCAGAAACUGGCGGACUCGCAAGGCCACGACAUGUAGUAACGGAAAAAGAUACCAAUGAUUUAAAGCUGCUGCAUCGAUUAUCUCAAGAGAAGUUGGACUUGGAUUUUCAAACAGGCUCCCUCUCUUUUCAUCAGUUACAGCCGAUACUAGUGAUGAGCAGCUGA